This is a messenger RNA of Plectropomus leopardus (leopard coralgrouper), 1678 nucleotides long. RefSeq names its product RAD21 cohesin complex component like 1 (gene rad21l1). NCBI's taxonomy places the organism in Eukaryota, Metazoa, Chordata, Actinopteri, Perciformes, Serranidae. Gene Ontology annotation, cellular component: cohesin complex. The record is from RefSeq and is a predicted model, not a curated record. Gene Ontology annotation, molecular function: chromatin binding; protein binding. Gene Ontology annotation, biological process: sister chromatid cohesion; replication-born double-strand break repair via sister chromatid exchange.
UGUGCACGCUCAAAAUGUCAACAGUCAAAACGCGGCACUUUCAAAUUUAAGGUGACAGCUAGUUUCGUUGAUCCAAAUGAUGUUCUACACUCAACUCUUCACGUCUAAGCGAGGGCCUCUGGCCAAAAUUUGGCUGGCAGCGCACUGGGAAAGGAAACUCACAAAGGCCCAUGUCUUUGAAUGUAAUUUAGAAACAACCAUCCGAGACAUAAUUUCACCAAAGAUGAAAAUUGGUUUGCGGACAUCUGGUCAUCUGCUCAUUGGUGUGGUCAGGAUUUACUCCAAGAAAGCAAAGUAUCUCCUUGCAGACUGCAGUGAAGCCCUGGUUAAAAUUAAAAUAGGAUUCAGGCCAGAUCAGACAGAUCUGCCUGUGGGGGGGCUCGAGGCGGCACAUAAAGCAAUUACCUUGACUGAAGAUUUCUCUGCCUUUGAUUCGGAGGUGCCACAGCCAAGUAACGUAGAUGUUGUGGACAACUUUUCACUUAACCAGUGUCGACGAGAGGAAAUCACAUUGAAAGAGGAUUUUGGAAAUGGCUUUCUGAGCUUGGAUUUUGGAGAGGAGUCUCAGAGCCACCAGACUGGGCUGCUGGAUAUGAGCUUCCAGAGCUUGGCUCAACAUGAAGACGCUUUUGGGGAUGAGGAUAAAGGAUUAGACCUACUCGACUUUCUGACAAACUCCAGUGAUAACGCUGAGUCCACAUACUUCAUCUCAGAAGAGCCUCCAAAUGAAAAUCCAGAGAUCUCAGCACCAAAUGAUCAACAAGAUGCUGAUAGAACAGAGAUGGAGACCCCUUCGAUGAAUGAGACCACCCUGGUCGCUAACGAGGAGGAGGCGUUUGCUCUUGAACCUGUGGCCAUCACUCCAAAUUCAGAACAGAAGAGGGGGAAGAGAAAGCGCAAGCUGGUUGUGGACCAGAAGAAAGAGCUGACCAAUGAUUCCAUCAGAGAGCAGCUCUCCGACUGUUCAGAUCUGGUUGCCCCUUUGGAAAUCGCCCCACCCAUUGUGCAGCUCAUGCAUUGGAAGGAGAGCAGCAGUGCAGACAAACUCUUUACACAACCAUGUUCGACGAUGGCAACUCCACAGAUAAAACAGCUCUUUGCCAGGAGUAUUUUCCACAUUAAAUAUAAUGUGCAUGAAGAGGUUGAGGCAAUGCGCCAAGAUGGACAAGAAGUUCAGAGGGACAUCAGUGCCUUCACCACAGACAUCAGUGUCGCAGAUUCAUCAGUGGAUCCUGACAGAACUCACAACACCGAUCUGACCGACCUUGAUCACAUGAAUGACAACCAACAGGAGAAUAAUCCUGGGCUCGCACAAGAUGAAAACAGGUCGGACUUCACUCACCCAGAGCUUCCGUCAGAUGACUACAUGUUUGUCCAUCCGUCUUAUAUGCAGCAGGAGACUCAGUCAACCUCCCUCCACACUCAGUCUCUGCUGGACAGCCAGGACUUAGAGGAGAGUAAAGUAACCAGGCGCGCACAGAAGCUUCUGAACACUCUGAAAAGCCAGAGCAGCAGCACGUUCAGCCUGGAGGCACUCUGUGCGGGGGGCACUCGCUCACAGGCUGCAACCACCUUUUACUGUCUCCUGGUCCUGAACAAACAGAAAGCCCUUAACCUGCACCAGAGAGUACCCUAUGAGGACAUCCUGGUCACGCCUGGACCUACGUUCUACAAAUAG